UCGAGCGAGUUUUGCCAUCACUAGCAAAAUAAAGUUCUCGCGCGGCCGUAGAUUUUUGUUAGGUUCUACCCCUUUUUGCCACGUAAAUUGAAUUAAAAUUAGCCCCAAACGCCGGCACGAUGAUCAUUUACACAAACGAGGGCAAUCCGCUGGGGCUGCAGCUGCUGAUGCUGGCGAAGUUUGCCAAGCAGGCGGUGAAGGUGCAGCUGGUUAACCUAAAUGAUGCCAAGUAUAAGGACCUGCUGGUACUGCCCACCCUGGAACUGGACAAUGGUCUUCGUCUAUUCUCGCCCUCGGCCAUUGCCAAGUAUUUCUUGGUGGAUGAGGGACAACUGCGGGACGAGUGGCUCGAGUGGUCGGCCACGUUGCUGGCUCCAGCUCUGGCUCAUCACAUGGCCGUAGGACACAAGGCGGACGCCAACGCUCUGCCCGUUCUGAAUGCCCUGGUAAAGAAACUGGACGACAGCCUGAAAGCCACUCCCUACCUCGCUGGCGACAAGCUCACCGCCGCCGACAUUGCCGUGUGGUCGCUCCUGGCCCCCGAUGGCACCUUGAAGGGCGCCCAGAACGUGGAGAGCCUGAGGGAUUGGUAUGGCCGCGUCAAAGCGCUACCGGAGGUCCAAGAGGUGCUUUCGGAACAGCCACUAAAGGAUCUCAGCUUCAAUGCCCUGCAGCAGUCGAACCGCUAUGGCGGUUUGCAUCACGUUCCUCUCAAGCGCCUCAGUCUGGCCGAUGCGGGCAAGCUGCUGGUGGACACCACACUGGUGGACACCACAGUUGCCGAUACGGUUACUGAUGAGGAAAUUAGCGCCGCCCAGGCUGCCUUCACUUACACAGCUCCCAAAGAGGUUAAGGAGGAGCGCACAAUCCUCCCCAAGGCUGGCCAACGCAAUGUGCUCAUCACCUCUGCUCUGCCUUAUGUCAACAACGUUCCUCACCUUGGCAACAUUAUCGGCUGCGUUCUGUCUGCGGACAUCUUUGCCCGCUACUCCCGGUCGGCUGGCUACAACACCCUGCUGAUCUGCGGCACGGAUGAGUAUGGCACGGCCACGGAAAACAAAGCUUUGGCCGAGAACCUAACUCCCCGCGAGAUCUGCGACAAGUACUUUGAGCUGCACAACUCCAUCUACCGCUGGUUUGGUAUUGGCUUCGAUUACUUUGGACGCACCACCACCCAGGAGCAAACAGACAUUGUACAAGAGGCUUUCAAGGACGUCCUGAGUGCUGGCUACAUCAUCACAGAGAGCGUGGAGCAGCUGCUUUGCCAAAAGUGUGAUCGUUUCCUAGCUGAUCGAUUUGUGGAGGGUACUUGCCCGCAUCCUGGCUGCGGCUAUGAAGAUGCCCGCGGGGAUCAGUGCGACAAGUGCGGCAAACUUGUGAACGCCACCGAACUGAUCCGCCCGCGCUGCAAAGUGUGCAAUAGCGCUCCCGUGCUUCGUUCCUCCGACCAGCUGUUCAUCGAUCUGCCCAAGGCUGAACCGCAACUGAAGGAUUGGGUGGACAAGUCGGAGGGCGGCUGGACCAACAACGCUAAAGUCAUCACAAGGGCGUGGCUGAAGGAGGGCCUGAAGCCACGUUGCAUCACCCGUGACCUGAAAUGGGGCAUCCCAGUGCCCCACAAGGGCUUCGAAAAGAAGGUGUUCUACGUCUGGUUCGACGCUCCCUUCGGCUACGUCUCCAUGACCAAGCGCUACACUAAGGAGUACCAGCAGUGGUGGCAGCCCGCAAAGGGAACCGAUGUGGAGCUGUUCCAGUUCAUGGCCAAGGACAACGUGCCCUUCCACUCCGUGGUGUGGCCCAGUGUGCUGCUGGCCAUCAACAAAGGACACACCUUGGUCUCCCACAUCAUGGCCACGGAGUACUUGAACUACGAGGAUGGCAAGUUCAGCAAGAGUCGAGGCAUUGGAGUUUUCGGCAACGACGCUCAAGAAACAGGCAUUCCGGCUGAUGUCUGGCGUUUCUAUCUCGCCUCCGCCCGCCCUGAAGGUCAGGAUUCGAGCUUCAGUUGGAACGACCUGGCUGCUCGCAACAACUCGGAGCUGCUCAACAACCUAGGAAACUUUGUGAAUCGCGCCUUGGUCUUCUGCGAAAAGAACUUCAACAGCACUGUUCCCGAAGUGGCGCUUACCCAGGACGAACUGAUUCUGUUGGCCCUGAUCAACCGUGAGCUCAAGGGUUACAUUAACUCCCUGGAGAAGGCCAAGCUCCGCGACGGUAUUCGUCACUUGUUGGCCAUUUCGCGACACGGAAAUGGUUACAUGCAAACCCAGCAGCCGUGGGUGCUCCUCAAGGGCAGCGAUGAGCAGAAGAAGCGCGCCGCGACCAUCAUCGGUCUGUCGGCCAACAUAGCCUGCCUGCUGGCCAAUCUCCUCUUCCCCUACAUGCCGACCACAGCCAGGACGCUGUUCAGCCAGCUAAACGCCAAACAGACGCCACUCAAUGCAGAGAAACCUCUUGCCACUCUGCUGCUUCCUGCCGGCCACAAAAUCGGCAAACCGGCUCCGCUUUUUGCCAAGCUGGAGCAGGCUUUCAUCGAUGAACUGAAGGGGAAAUAUGGAGGAGCCCAGGAGACCAAGGCUAGCCCGAAGACGCAGGCAAGUGCCGCUGACUUGGAACAGGCUGUGGCAGCUCAGGCGGACAAAGUGCGCCAGCUGAAGGCGAGCACCAAGGACAAGGCUCAGUGGCAGCCAGAGGUGAACAAGCUUCUCGACCUGAAGAAGCAACUGGAGGAGGCCAAAAAGACUGCACCAGCAUCCACAGCUACUCCCGCUUCCGCUCCUACGAGCGGCUCUCAAUCCGUGAAGGAUCUGGAGAAGGCCAUCCAAGAACAGGGCGACAAGGUGCGCAAACUCAAAGGCAGCACAAAAGACAAGUCCGUGUGGCAGCCGGAGGUGGAUAUUCUACUGAGUCUGAAGAAACAACUGGAGGCGGCACAAAAAGCUGCCAAGGCGGCACCUGCUCCCCCAGCUCCUGCUCCAUCAUCCGCGGCCAAUCCUGCCCAAGUAAAAGCAUUGGAAGACAAAAUUGCUCAGCAGGGGGAAAAAGUGCGAACCCUGAAAGCCUCCGGCGAUGCGUCCGUGUGGAAGCCUGAAGUUGAUAUACUCCUUGGCCUCAAGAAUGAACUGGCGGCGCUGACUGGUGCACCGGCCGCCGGUGGACAAGGCAAAGGCAAAAAGAAGAAGUAGAUCCGAGGCUCACGAACUAUGAUUCUAUAGCUAUACUGGACAUUUUUACCUCAAACCUUCUAAUCACCCAUUCGAUGGCGAAUUCUUAGUCACGAACUGGCACAGUUCUAUUAAUUUCGUUUAAUUUAUUGCGUUUGCAUUUAACGGAUUUUGUAUUUAUUUGAAGUGGCAAAAUAUUCAGUUAGUAAUUUAUUGAAAGUUUGUGAAGGAAAUAUAAAAUCUUUUGACCUUAAA
Drosophila bipectinata is the source of this 3419-nucleotide messenger RNA. RefSeq names its product methionyl-tRNA synthetase 1 (gene MetRS). Gene Ontology annotation, molecular function: ATP binding; methionine-tRNA ligase activity. The record is from RefSeq and is a predicted model, not a curated record. Lineage: Eukaryota; Metazoa; Arthropoda; Insecta; Diptera; Drosophilidae. Gene Ontology annotation, biological process: methionyl-tRNA aminoacylation. Gene Ontology annotation, cellular component: aminoacyl-tRNA synthetase multienzyme complex; cytosol.